GAGAGGGAAUCAGGGUGGGGUAGGAGCAAGAAGGCUGUGAGGGAGGGAAGCUGAGAGACCCUCCACAGGAGGGGGUCACAGCAGCUACGGGUACCUAUCGGGCUGUUUGGGAAAGAAAGGGUGGUCACUGAUGUCUUGCAGGAGCCCUUGGUAGGUAGAGCCCACCAGGGCGUCCCCCAGACCCCACUAUGUUCCUCUUUUCCCGAAAGACCAAGACCCCCAUCAGCACCUACAGUGACUCCUACAGGGCCCCCACCUCCAUCAAGGAGGUCUACAAGGACCCACCUCUGUGGGCCUGGGAAGCUAACAAGUUUGUGACCCCGGGCCUGACUCAGACUGCACAGCGCCAUGUGGAUCCUGACGCCCUGCAGAAGAUGCUCAGGUGUGCUGGGCAGGACUACAGCUACAGGGGCUCCAUACCAAGCCACCCCUACUUCCCUGAGAAAUACUGGCUCUGUCCAGAGGAAGCAGACAAAUGCAACCCAAACUAUCUGUGUGGCAACCCAAACUACCUGUGCAGUAACCGGUAUAACACAUGGAGGAUGGGACCUUACAACUGCUGGAACAAAUGUACCACAUACCUUCCCCGGCUGCCUAAGGAGGCUGGGAUGGAGACAGUGGUUCGAGGAAUGCCCUUGGUGUAUCCUCCUAAGCCGGAGCGACUCAAUGCCUACGAGCGCGAGGUAGUGGUGAACAUGCUGAACUCGCUGUCACGAAACCAGCCGCUGCCACAGAUCACGCCCCGCUGCGGGUGUGUGGACCCGCUGCCGGGCCGCCUGCCCUUUCAGGGCUAUGAGAGCAGUUGCUCGGGCCGCCACUAUUGUCUGCGUGGGAUGGACUACAGCGUCUCCGGGCCACCCUGCACGGAACGCCGCCUGCGGCCUUUAUGCACAGAGCUGCCUACUGAGUGUGUCUCCCUGCGAGCACCGACCCGGAAUGCAAUGUGCUGUUAUAACUCCCCAGCCGUCGUACUACCCCUGUCCGAACCUUAGGCCGGCCAGGUUCAGAUUGGCUUUGUCGGGUGGCCCGCCUGCCCGCUCCUUCCUUAACUGGGGGCUGAUGCCCCAGAAUUCUCAGGAGAAUUCCCAGACCUACCCCCGCCGCCGCCGCUCUGGGAGCCACACAGGUCAUAAGACUCCCGAGACUGUCGCAGCCGCAACCAUGUACACCUUCUUGCCUGACAACUUUUCCCCUACCAAGCCCAAGCCGUCCAAAGACCUGAAGCCGCUGCUGGGCUCCGCGGUGCUGGGGCUGCUGCUGGUGUUGGCCGCGGUGGUGGCCUGGUGCUACUACAGCGCCUCUCUACGAAAGGCGGAACGCCUGCGCGCGGAGCUGUUGGAUCUCAACCGCGGUGGCUUCUCCAUUCGCAACCAGAAGGGCGAGCAGGUGUUCCGCCUGGCCUUCCGCUCGGGCGUCCUGGACCUGGAUUCCUGCAGCCGCGACGGCGCCCUGCUUGGCUGCUCUCGCACAGCGGAUGGGCGCCCGCUGCACUUCUUCAUCCAGACCGUGCGACCCAAGGACACAGUCAUGUGCUACCGCGUGCGCUGGGAGGAGGCGGCUCCGGGGCGCGCGGUGGAGCACGCCAUGUUCCUGGGCGAUGCUGGGGCGCACUGGUACGGCGGCGCUGAGAUGAAGACCCAGCACUGGCCCAUCCGCCUGGACGGCCAGCAGGAGCCACAGCCCUUCGUCACCAGCGACGUCUACUCCUCCGAUGCAGCCUUUGGCGGCAUCCUCGAGCGCUACUGGCUGUCGUCGCGCGCGGCGGCCAUCAAGGUCAACGACUCGGUGCCCUUCCACCUGGGCUGGAACAGCACGGAGCGCUCUCUGCGACUGCAGGCUCGCUACCACGACACGCCCUACAAGCCGCCCGCUGGCCGAGCCGCUGCACCCGAGCUCAGCUACCGCGUGUGCGUCGGCUCGGACGUCACCUCCAUCCACAAGUACAUGGUGCGGCGCUAUUUCAACAAGCCGUCGAGGGUGCCAGCACCCGAGGCCUUCCGGGACCCCAUCUGGUCCACGUGGGUGCUGUACGGGCGCGCGGUGGACCAGGACAAGGUGUGGCGUUUCGCCCAGCAGAUCCGCCAGCACCGCUUCAACAGCAGUCACCUGGAGAUCGACGACAUGUACACGCCUGCCUACGGCGACUUCGACUUCGACGAGGCCAAGUUUCCCAACGCUAGCGACAUGUUCCGCCGCCUGCGCGACGCUGGCUUUCGCGUCACGCUUUGGGUGCACCCGUUUGUCAACUACAACUCUUCCCGCUUUGGCGAGGGCGUGGAGCGGGAGCUGUUUGUGCGCGAACCCACCGGCCGGCUGCCGGCUCUCGUGCGCUGGUGGAAUGGCAUCGGCGCAGUGCUCGACUUCACGCGCCCCGAGGCCCGCGACUGGUUCCAAGGACACCUAAGGCGACUGCGCUCGCGCUACUCCGUGGCCUCCUUCAAGUUUGACGCUGGCGAAGUCAGCUAUUUGCCCCGGGACUUCAGUACCUACAGGCCGCUGUCUGAUCCCAACAUCUGGAGCCGGCGCUACACGGAGAUGGCGCUGCCCUUCUUCUCGCUGGCCGAAGUCCGCGUGGGCUAUCAGUCCCAGAACAUAUCGUGCUUUUUCCGCCUGGUGGACCGCGACUCGGUGUGGGGCUACGAUCUGGGGCUGCGCUCGCUCAUCCCCGCGGUGCUCACCGUCAGCAUGCUGGGCUACCCCUUCAUCCUGCCCGAUAUGGUGGGUGGCAACGCUGUAUCUGAGCGCUCAACCAGCGGCGGCGAUGUGCCGGAGCGCGAGCUGUACGUGCGCUGGCUGGAAGUGGCCGCCUUCAUGCCAGCUAUGCAGUUCUCCGUUCCGCCCUGGCGGUACGACGCUGAAGUGGUGGCCAUCGCGCACAAGUUCACGGCGCUGAGGGCCUCGCUCGUGGCGCCCCUGUUGCUGGAGCUGGCGGGUGAGGUCACUGACACGGGCGACCCCAUCGUGCGCCCCCUCUGGUGGAUCGCGCCCGGCGAUGAAACGGCGCAUCGCAUUGACUCCCAGUUUCUUAUCGGAGACACGCUGCUCGUGGCGCCCGUACUGGAGCCGGGCAAGCAGGAGCGGGAUGUCUACCUGCCCGCAGGCAAGUGGCGCAGCUAUAAAGGUGAGCUUUUUGACAAGACGCCAGUGCUGCUCACCGAUUACCCCGUUGACCUGGACGAGAUCGCUUACUUCAUCUGGGUAUCCUGACCCAGCCCAGGGCCCAGAAACCUAGCAGCCCUAAUCCUAGUCUUCAUGUAGGCCUUUAACCCUCAAAAUCACAACCGUGUAUCCCCCAGGAAGUCCCCAACUUUAUACCACCCACUAAGUGGGUAAUUGACCUAAAUGUGCUGGAACCGGCUCCUGUAGUGCGGGGGAGAAGACACUGAAGCAACCACCCCCACCCCCAACUCCAGUGCACAACUGUUACAGCCGUCCUCUCCAGGGGCACUCCAGUCUACAGAAACUCCUUCCCUUGGAUGAGGGCAAGAGAGCUCAGAGGAAAAAAAUCAGCUCUCUUCCUGUAAAACACAGUUGGGUUUUAAAUGCACAGAGAGGGGGAACUUCCCGUGGUGGUCCAGUGGUUAGGACUCCAUCCUUCUGCUGCAGGGGGCUGGAGUUAAGUCCCUAGUAGGGGAACUAAGAUCCUGCAUACCACAGUGGCCAAAACGAAAACAGAAGGGCACAGAAAGAAGCGUCACCUUCUGUCUUUGUCCUGAAAUGGUGACUUGGUCCUCUUGAAGGUCCCAAAAUAGCCUCCUGCCACAUUCUUGGUGUUGGAAAGUGCCAGGCCCCGAGUUCUCAGCACUCGCCUGACCUGUGGCUGACCUGGUCCCACCCAGCUGGCCACAACGGAUGGAGGUACUU
Molecule: messenger RNA, 3864 nt
Organism: Odocoileus virginianus texanus
Lineage: Eukaryota; Metazoa; Chordata; Mammalia; Artiodactyla; Cervidae
Gene: MYORG
Product: myogenesis regulating glycosidase
Biological process (GO): carbohydrate metabolic process; skeletal muscle fiber development
Cellular component (GO): manchette; perinuclear region of cytoplasm
Molecular function (GO): alpha-tubulin binding; hydrolase activity, hydrolyzing O-glycosyl compounds
Source: RefSeq, a predicted model, not a curated record